Nicotiana attenuata is the source of this 606-nucleotide messenger RNA. RefSeq lists its product as uncharacterized. Bases 1 to 606 code for a protein of 201 amino acids. Gene Ontology annotation, molecular function: zinc ion binding. NCBI's taxonomy places the organism in Eukaryota, Viridiplantae, Streptophyta, Magnoliopsida, Solanales, Solanaceae. The record is from RefSeq and is a predicted model, not a curated record. The transcript is spliced from 2 exons.
AUGUCAAAGAUUGAAGAGAUCGACCCGCGUGUUAAAGCAUACCUAUACGAUAUUGGCUAUCACAGAUGGUCUCCGGUACAUGCUACACUUAAUGGAACGUGGACGAUAACAUCAAACAUUGCAGAGUCAUUGAAUGCUGUAACAAAAGAUGCAAGAGAGAUGCCCGUGAGGGCUUCCACAGAACACAUCCAUACAGUGAUAGAUGGUGUGAAGCGCUUUAUUGUUUGCCUUCAAAAUAAGAGAUGUAGUUGUGGACAGUUCCAACUUGACGAACUUCCUUGUCCACAUGCUUUGGCGGCCUUGAGGCACAGGGAUGAGUCUUAUGAAAACUAUUGUUCUCCUUAUAACACGAGGGAGAGUCUUUCGAAGACUUAUGAAAUAGCAGUAGACCCGCUGCCUGACGAAAGCAAAUGGAAUGUGCCACAACAUGUAGCUGAAGAAGUUGUAAAGCCACCAACAGGGAAAAGACAACCAGGGAGACCUCAGAAACAAAGAUACAAACCAUAUGAUGAAGUAAAAGCAAAGAUGUACAAGGUUUCAUGUGAAAACUGCAGGCUAGAAGAGCAUAACAAAAGAUCUUGUAAGAAUGCUCCCAAAACCAAAUAA